AACCUCGUGGGAGAGUCGAAGACAACAAAUUUUCAGAAUGUCAUUAUUAUACGUCAAGUUUUUUUUCCUGAUUUUGUCAUUAUCAGCAGCAUUGUUUUGUCAUGCAACUGCGACAAGUAGUGUCGCUGAGUUUGAAGUCGAGGUCAGUUGUCCCAAACCAGAGGAAGGUCGACCUACACCAACACCAUGCUUUUGUCCAGCUCAAAAGGUCGACACUUCAUAUGGCAUGUUUCAUUUUCCCAAAACCGAAGCCACAUACGCGGGGACCGUCACCGUCGCCCCGUGCCCGUAUGGCGUCAUCGAUCUUGGGUUGGAACCCCUUACACCGUUUUAUGUAAAAGCGGUCACUGAAGCGCCAGAAAGUGGAGCCAAACGGAUUUGUAGAUUAAAAAGUAAUCUUGAAAAUGGUGAACUUAGCAACACUGCAGUUUGGGAGCUAGACGUUGAACCUGAACCGAAACGCUGCAGAUCAACGUCAACCUUUGAUGGACUUCGAAGUAUGAAUAAGGCUGUUGAGAACUUUGAAAUUACCCCGUAUAAUUAUAAAGCUAUGUGGCCCAAAUUUCUGCUGGUGAAAUUCUGGGCUACUUAUCCACCGGGCGACUACGAAGCUGCAAGAACGUUAAUUGACGCACUGGGAAAUUUACUCAACAGUUACAAUCGCUACGAAGAAAAACUGGACCCGUCGGCAGCGAGACAGUGUUUUGCCAUGUUGGAUGACUUUACAAAGGAGGUUCCACUUAAUCCUGGUUACAGGAUAACUGUUCCGAGUUCUCAUGUAACUGUUCAGACAGCCCAAUUUCCAUACACUUCCAAUGAAAGCGCUAUAAUGAACUACUCUGCAAUUAUUGACAAUGUUCAACUCAAGUUUCCGUCCGACAUCCUGCGCAUGAGUUUAAUGCAAAAUGUGGUCCAACCGAAGCUUAGAGUGUUGGCAUUCAGUGAGGAGUUAUUCAUCCUUUGGAAGCACGAAAUUGAAGCCAUCCCUUCAACCACAACGACGAGGUCAAUCGUCAUUCCAGAGCACAGCACUUCCACUACCGUUGCACCAAUCAGUCCGGAUCUGGAAAAUAAUACCGGUUUGGCUGGACGUUGGAGAGUAUUUCAAGUUGACGUCCUCGACGCUGCCAUCACAAAUUUAACGUCAGAGUUUGAGUACACAUUUCAACCAGAAAAUGAAGAUGAAAUACAAAAUUACACUUGGAAAUGCGUUUUCUAUGAUGAAGAGGGCAAUUGGUCAUCAAAGGGGAUGACGAGUUUGGUCAACAAGGGAAACAUUACCUGCAAGGCAACACAUUUCACCGCUUUCUCCGUUCUAAUCGACCCUUUACCUCUGCCAAUCCCAGGAUCUGAUUAUGCACCAAUUCAAAAUUCAGUUCAUUCAAACAUCCUUUCAAUUUUGUCGUCAAUUGGCUCCGCGAUAAGUAUUGUAGGAUUGGCUGGAGUUAUUCUGACUUAUGGGCUAUUCAGAUGUUUGAGACGUGAAAGAUCCAACCGGAUUCUACUGAACUUGAGCGUUUCCUUGUUCAUGAUGCAUUUGAUUUCGAUAUCGAGUGGGAAAGAGCUAUGGCAUAAUAAAUGUCUUGUCCCUUCUGUCCUUUUGCAGUACUUUCUUCAUACUUCACUAUUUUGGAUGUUAAUGGAGGCAAUGCACAUGUAUCAACUUUUGAUUUCCGUAUUUGUGAAACCUGAAAAACGCUUUCUCACAAAGAGAUGCCUCGCUGCAUGGGGAAUUCCUCUGGUCAUUGUGAGCAUUUGUGCGGCUGUGAGACCGGAAGUUUACUACACUGGCCGACAUGAUGUGUGCAUCAUCGCCGCACAUCUUAACCUCCCUUUGUACUAUAUUGCAUACAUGGCUCCGAUCAUCAUUAUUCUAAUUGUAAACCUGGGUGUUUUUUGUCGCAUAUUCAACGUCUUGUACAAACAAACUGUAAAACAACGAUCCCAAGAAGGGCCAACAAAGUGCAAGAGUGGAGUCCGUGAAAGGCCUCAUGAUGAGCCUGAAAAUUUGAGCAAGAAAGUUGCAGAAAAUUUGAGGAAAACGAAAUAUGUGAUGCUUUCUCCAACACAAAUCAAGGGUUCUAUAACUGUUAUGAUAUUGGUGGGGGCAGGAUGGGUCGUCGGAUUGUUUGCAAUUGGACCGUUCGAAGUAUUUUUCAAGUAUCUCUUUUGCAUCACCAAUGCCGGACAAGGGGCCCUUAUCUUUCUGUUUCGUGUAAUUCUGCACCCACAGGCUUGUCGAGAAUGGAGAAAAGCCGUACUUGGAUUAAAUAUCGACGCAUUAUCAGAAGCUUCGACGACUUCCACCACAAAUAUCAACAACUCAAAGGCAAAAGGGUUUGUCUCAACUUCACCUGGAUUCAUCUCUGCGUCCAAUUCUGUGGAAAAUUCUUUAACUCCUUCUAAUCCGGAUGCAAAAGAUUUAGCCUUGACAUUGGCAUCGAUGCUUCAUAGCUCUAAGGAUCCACUUAACAACAAUCGAUUUUAGAUUAUGUAUGAAACAUCUUAUGUGAA
Messenger RNA from Folsomia candida, 2514 nucleotides. Its product is annotated as adhesion G-protein coupled receptor G6-like. Gene Ontology annotation, biological process: cell surface receptor signaling pathway; G protein-coupled receptor signaling pathway. Lineage: Eukaryota; Metazoa; Arthropoda; Collembola; Entomobryomorpha; Isotomidae. The transcript has 15 exons. The record is from RefSeq and is a predicted model, not a curated record. Bases 38 to 2488 code for a protein of 816 amino acids. Gene Ontology annotation, molecular function: G protein-coupled receptor activity. Gene Ontology annotation, cellular component: membrane.